Molecule: messenger RNA, 4621 nt
Organism: Bufo bufo (common toad)
Lineage: Eukaryota; Metazoa; Chordata; Amphibia; Anura; Bufonidae
Gene: COBL
Product: cordon-bleu WH2 repeat protein
Exons: 16
Coding region: 277-4479 (1400 amino acids)
Biological process (GO): actin filament polymerization; actin filament network formation
Cellular component (GO): actin filament; plasma membrane; neuronal cell body
Molecular function (GO): actin monomer binding
Source: RefSeq, a predicted model, not a curated record
AGGGGGCGGGGAAGGGAUACAGUCUCUGGAGAUUACAGGGAGACGACAGUGCGAGCCCGGUAGAUAACAACACCCGAGCAGUCACCGGCCGACUGACAGCUGAGGGGAACUCGAGUUACCGGGAAGCAGCGCUUAACCCUUUGUGCUGCUGGCAGCUGAGGGAUGUCCUCUGGUAUCAGGUAACAAAACACAGGCGCUGAGAAGGAAUACUAUGGUGGUUGUGUGCUCCUCGAUUUGAAUAAAGGAUUUUAUAAGAAAAUUUGACAAGAAGUCGCCAUGGAAAUGUCACACGAGCAGCCCACUAGUAAGAAAACAAAAGCACAAGCUCCUCUUCCGCCAAUACAGUCUAUUACCAAACCACGAAUGGAGCACAUGUCAUCUUCAGAGUCCGAGGAAACGGGAAACCAAAACUCAGACGAGUCUAAAGAAAAUCUUCUCCAUAGAAAAGUGGAACUCACCAUAUGUUUACCAGAUGUGCAGGAAAAACAUGUCACUGUUGAUGGCAGUAAAGCAGUGAUGGACUUAUUGGUGGACCUGUGCAGCCAACAUCACUUGAAUCCUGCUCAACAUACUCUUGAGGUGCGCUCCGGAAUGUCACAGCAACCCUUCACUUUAAGGCCAAAUACCCUCAUUGGAACUUUAGAUGUAGAAACUAUUUUUCUGAAGGAGAAAGUUCCAGAGGUAAAAGUACGAAAGCCACCUCCGAAGAUUCCUGAGAAAACUAUACGGCUUGUUGUGAACUUCCUUGGUACGCAGAAAGCGGUUGUCAGAGUCAAUCCUGCUGUGCCCUUGAGGAACAUCUUUCCAGCUGUAUGCGAGAAAUGUGAACUUAACCAAGACAAUGUGAUUCUCUUAAGAGAUGUAACCAACAAAGAAGAGCUAGACAUGUCUCGGUCACUGAAUGAGCUAGGUAUUAGAGAGCUGUACGCCUGGAGCAGCAAGCAAGAAAGGAAUCGUAACAGUGACACAGCAGAGAAGGAGAGAAAGGGAAUCUUUGGAUUUUUUCGAAGCUACAAGAAAGGAAACAAGCAGAAUGAAGGAAGCAUAGGAAAUGUCGAUAGUGAUGAUGGCGAGGAGAUUUUCAGAACUGCUGAUAACAGUGGUAACACAUGUGAGGGCUUUUCAACUGCUCCAAGCUCCCCAUCUGUGAAUUCACGACCUAUUGCACUUGGUGCAUCAUUGUCACUAAGCAAUAUUUCUGGGAUUGGUGCUAGAAGUGAAAUAAAGAAGCGUAGAGCACCGCCGCCUCCAAAACCAGCUGACCCAAUAGUUGCUGUAGAGAGAACUCCUGAAGACAUGUCAACUGAGCAGUUAUAUGCUGCAGUUCAAAAAGAGCAGCAGAAAAAGAAACGCAGAGCCCCACCACCGCCAACCUCUCAGAUGCCAAAUGAGAAGCAUGAAGAUUUGGAGAACAGGAGAAGCUCCAUUGGUAAUGGACGGCAGGUACCACAAAAGCCCCCAAGAGGAAACUCCCGAAGCCCACCCCAGUUAAUGAUUCCCCCACCCCCUCCUUACCCUCCUCCUGAUAAUGACAUUGUGGACCCACCAAUCUUUGAAAAUGGAGCUGCUGUAACAGGACCAACUAGACCUAUACCUGCUAAACGUGAAAAGCGAUUAAUUCGAUGCAGCAGUGUUUCAUCGGAGGAAGUUUUGACAACUGAUGAUGCUGGAUCUGUAAAUAGUUACACAGAGGAUUCGGGCAUUGUGAGCUCUCCAUCAGACAGCACCUCUCUAGAUUUGCUAAAUUAUAGCAGCAAAAGAAGAGAUAAAGCUGACAAUCAAUUGGAUGAAUGCAAGUCAUCUACAGACAAUGUGCAGCCUGCCAGAGCAGAAUCCUUUAACAGCGAGGACUCAUGGAGGCUAAAUACAAGUUCUAUCAGAGCAGAAGAUGAAGUGUCUCUAGUUAAAAGUGGGGAUGAAGAACAUUUUAUAGCUGCACAAUUCCAGCAGACACUGGCAGAGCUUGAUGAAGACUCAGAAGAUAUGGAUGAUGGAGACAUUGAAGAGAGCAACCAUACUGGUACUAGAACAAGUCCUGUAGGGGAAGAGUCAAGUCAUUAUAAUGAAUCCAGUGAACACAGUGCUGCUGUUCCUGUGACAAUAAUAGAUGAAGUUCCAGAAAUAAACGCAUUGAAGUACAAUCCGCACAACAUUGUUCCAGUAAAGGAAUACCGUGAAAUACAGCAAUCUUUGGCCAUUGCUAGCAGCCAGAGCAUUGGUGUGCCUCCAGAAGUAGACAAAACACAGAAAAUAAAUAAUAUAGCAUAUAAAACUCAUCGGUCUAUUUCACAAGAAGGAAAAUCUAAAGUUGAAUAUUUAAAACAUUUGGAAAAUCACAAUACAUCAGAUAUAUCUAGAAAUAAUUCCAGUAUCAGUACAUCUGAAAAGCAAUAUAUUAUUAAAGAAAAUCUGUCAUCUAAUACAAUAAUACCUGCUCCUUCCACCAAGGUAUUACCAGAAACCAGACCACCCAUCAACGUAACUAACAUAGUUCCAGAACAUAAAGAGGAAAUUGAAAUGAAAGAGAACCGUUCUUUAAAUAAUGUCCAUAAGACAACAAAGUCCACUAGACCAGUACUAUGGCGACAACAAACAUAUGAAACAAAAGUAGGCAUGACUACUUUUACAGUUGUCCCACCUAAACCAGAUAUAAAAAAAUAUGAUAGAGAGGUUUCCCUUUCAGCCAGCGCCAUUAAGAUAGAUGAUCAGGGGAAUCUAAUAAGCCCACAGUCUUCUUUUGAUAAAAACCAUUUGAAAGAUUCUUUCAUUAAUGAAACAGAUGAGACUCUCGUUGAGAAGCCUCUUUUGGAAAGAGCUAAAGAGUUCUGGAGAUCAAAUUCUUUGGAAUCUCAAGCUGUGGAGUCAAAAGAACAAACUGUCAAAAAGUUAGUUUCCAUAAAAAGUUAUAAGCCAAAUCAAGUACCAGAAAAUAAACUAAAUUCAACACCAUUUAUGGGUUUAAGCCAUCAGAUACCUGAUAAUAAAUUAAAGGAUACUAAUAAUCACAUGCUGCUGACAAAAUCAGCAUCAAAAUCAUCAACUCCUCAGGAAAAGAUGAUUAUAAUUGAAAAUACAAUUAAGGGAAGAACAGAAGCAUCAUUUGAAAAACCUACAGUUGAUAGCAAAUUUUAUGGAAUACAGCAAACAAAACCUACAAAAGGUCUAAAUGAAAACAUGACCAUUAUUGAAAGCAUAAUGAAGGAAAAAACUGGCCUACAAACUACAACUAAUGAAAGGCCUUAUGUAUUACCACAGACCAAACCAGUUCAGUCAUCAACAACUUUGCAAGGAAAAGUAAUCAUUAUUGAGCAACCAAACAAGGAAAGAAAAGAUUUGCCAUUUCUAAAAUCUUCCAAGAGGACAUCUAGCCAAUAUGUUGCAUCUGCUAUAUCUAAGUAUACAGAGCCUGUAAAUAAAAAAACUUCAGAGGCCAAACUGGAUUUAAUCUGUGAUAAUGGGAACAAAAAGUCAAAAAGCAACGGAAACAUUGUAGAGGAGCCAAAAUUUGAAAUUAAAGCUAUGAAAGAAGCAACUGUACAUCUAAAGAAAAGUUCUAGCAAUAGUAAUGGGGAAUUUAUAAAUAGAAAUCUCCAAAUGGAACCCGCAGCUAAAAUAAUUUCUGGUUAUGAGCAACUUAUGGAAGUUAAAAAAGAAAAGUCGUUGUCUGAACAGAAUGGCUUCAAUAGAUCACAGAGUGUUUUGGAGAACACAAGUGCAACUAAAAGUGCAAACAUAUAUUCUUCUGCUCCAGCUGAGUCUUUCCGUGUUUCUCGACCAGCUUCUGGCCUGCCGUCAAAUGCCUUCUUGAAAGCUGUUAGAGAAAAGUCUGUUAAAAUAGAACAAGCCAAUUCAGUUGUCCCCAUAAAAACUCCUGCUACUGUAGUAACCCCUAAGAAUGAAGAAAAAUAUGAUAUUGAUAUUAUACCUUCAACAGUAAUAGAUGAACCAGAUAGUCCUAGUAGCAGUAAUAUCUUUGGAUCUAAGACAAGAUUCCGACCAGUUGUGCAGAAACCUGUGCUAAAGAAUACCUCAAUUCAUAGUGCCCUAAUGGGAGCUAUUCAGUCUGGGGAAGGUAAAGAGAAGCUUCGGAAAAUUCAGAGCCCAUCAAAUGAUGGAGAUGAGAAGAAGUUUGCUGAGCCAGAGAAUGAAAGAUCUGCAUUACUUUCAGCAAUUCGAGCUCAUAAUGGCAACUCAAGGCUGAACAAGGUAUCUUCUGCUGCAUCCGAUGAACUCCAGACAUUAAGAAGUAAAGAAAUGUUGCAGAUCGAUAAUGAAUUUGUAACAGCGAAAACAUUAAAUCCUUCCCCACUAUUUUCUCCACCUCCUCCACCACCACCAGUACUAAACGCAGCACCAAAAUCACCACCAGUCUCAUUAAACAGUUCAGUGGAUACAAGAGGUGCUUUAUUGGAAGCCAUUCGUUCAGGCGCAGGUGCUUCCAGAUUGAAAAAGGUCUCUGCUUCAGUGCGUACGUUGUAGGACAAAAUAAUUGAAGAAAGCAUCUGUACCCUUUUGCGAUGCCCAGACAAUGACACACUUGAGAAGUCCAGAACAGCAAAGUCUGUCUUGAUAAUGUUGUCAACUGGCCAAAUUUUUUACUUGGUUUGCUGUUUCAAAAUAA